GCAUUUGGGGCCGUAGAGUCAAUGUCGGAUCGACAGUGCAUCCAUAACACCAGUACAGGGGCUGUUCACUACUCUGCGGAAGACCUGGUGUCAUGUUGUCACACUUGUGGGUUCGGCUGUAAUGGUGGCUUCCCUGGGGCAGCCUGGCGCUACUGGGUACACAGUGGCAUUGUCAGCGGAGGCAACUAUGGAUCGAACCAGGGUUGUGCGCCAUAUGAAAUUGCGCCUUGUGAGCACCAUGUGAACGGCACUAGACCUCCUUGUGCUGAGGGUGGCAAGACACCUAAGUGUGAGAAACGAUGCCAACACUCAUACAGUGUGGACUACAAUAAGGACAAACACUUUGGGAAGAGCGCUUACAGUGUAGAUGGCGAGGAGAAACAGAUUCAGAUAGAGAUCAUGAAGAAUGGACCAGUAGAAGGAGCUUUCUCAGUCUAUGAAGAUUUUGUACAGUACAAAGCAGGUGUGUACAAGCAUGUGGCAGGCAAGAUGUUGGGAGGACAUGCCAUCCGUAUCUUAGGGUGGGGGGUGGAGGAUGGCACUCCUUAUUGGCUAGUAGCAAACUCCUGGAACUCUGACUGGGGUGAUCAUGGAUAUUUCAAAAUCCUCCGAGGUUCCGAUGAGUGCGGCAUCGAGAGUGAGAUCAAUGCUGGCAUCCCAAAGUAAUCUACAUGACAAUUAGUGUCUGCUCAAUAUUAUGUCUUUUUAACGUUCAUAAUUUGUUUAUGAAAAAAGUGCCAUCAUUGUUUUACUAUAUAUAUAUAUAUAUAUAUAUAUAUAUAUAUAUAUAUAUAUAUACUAUAUAUUUGACUGUGGUAUAAAAAAUAAUAAUUCUCAUACCUGUAUACUCAAAUCGAAGAACAAAAUAUCUUUCUGAUAGUUGAUAUUUGUUUAUGUUACUACUGGAUUAUAUAUUUUUGCUAUGAAGUUCAUGUGUUAUGUUUCAAUAAAUAAAUAUUUUGAAUAUA
Molecule: messenger RNA, 968 nt
Organism: Homalodisca vitripennis (glassy-winged sharpshooter)
Lineage: Eukaryota; Metazoa; Arthropoda; Insecta; Hemiptera; Cicadellidae
Product: cathepsin B-like
Biological process (GO): regulation of catalytic activity
Cellular component (GO): lysosome
Molecular function (GO): cysteine-type endopeptidase activity
Source: RefSeq, a predicted model, not a curated record